AUGUUGGCUCAAAGUCUCAACACCAGUCUGGCACAAUUUUACUUCUCCCUAAAAGCACUCGACGUGAAGUCACUGGCAAUUGGUAUUCUAGUACUCUGGAUUUCGUGGCGUAUGUGGGCCUUCACUGUCAUACCCAAGCUACGGCCUCAUAACCCUCUGGUACUGCCAUAUGCACUUCCCGUCAUUGGUCAUACUCUGUCGUGGCUUUGGAAUCGUGUGCAACUCUUAGAAGACGGCAACAAGUACUUCCCUGGGCAUUUUCCGUUCGCGCUGCUCAUCAGCGGAAAGAAAGUCAUCGUAAUCAGAUCUCCUAACGACAUUAAAACCAUAUGGAACGACCCAAAAUCUUUCACCUUCGACGAGUACAUGAUAGGCAUCGUCAAAGGACUUGGGAUCUCACCUUCGCAUUAUAGCCUAGCAUUUGAAGAGAAUCCCGCCAAGCUAUGGAAGGGCAGUGAUAGCGAUGCUCCGCACUUUGUCAAGGAGAAUCCUGCCAAACGGCGAUUGGUCAGUCUACAGGAAAACUGGAUGAAGGAAGCCUUGCAGCCUGGACCGAAAAUGGAAGCUGCUUCUGAGCUCUUUAGAGAGAAUAUUAAGGGGCUUGUGCCUAUAUUUCUCGCCCAUCCACGAGUCGCUGCCACAGGAUCCAAGAACUUGGGCGAAUUGAUCAGCCUCUUCAAAAGGGGAAGAUACGUGCUCGCAGGCGCAGGAACGAAGGCUUUCUUAGGCCCGAAGAUUUUUGAUAUCGAUCCGGAUUUCGUACAGCACUAUCUCGACUGGGAAGAUCUCAGCUGGAAAAUACCUUAUGGUCACCCGAAGAUCUUGUCGAAAGACAUGUUGGAGGCUGAGGAAGUCUUGGUACAAGUCUUGAUGAAGUACUUCGCUUUCGAUCCGAUACACCGUCCAAACCUCAAUUGGCUUUUCGAUACUAUGCAAUCCAAUCAACGGAAGAUAGGUUUAACAGCUCACGAUGCUGGAGCAGCUGCUAUUGUUAUGCUGUGGGGUAUCCACCUCAACCCGCCACGGCUACUGUUCUGGGCACUGGCGCAUAUCCUCUGCUCGCCAGUAUUAACUCAAAAGAUACGUGAGGAAACAAACCUGGCUUUUGAUCCAACCACAAAAAGUUUCUCCAUUAGCCACCUCAUGAACAACUGUCCGGCUCUCACAGCGACGUGGCACGAAGCCCUCAGGCUUUACACGAGCUCCUCGGUCGUCCGCACUUGCGAGUCACCUGCUGUAAUUGGAGACAAGACAAUCAACAUAGGUGACCGUUUGAUAGGUCCAUUUUCAUUCGUACACCUCUCGCCACUCAUUUGGGGUGACGAUGCGCAGGAUUUUGAUGAACAGCGAUGGCUGAAGGAGGGUUUCAAAACCCCUAAGGGAUUCUAUCCAUUUGGUGGUGGGCAUAUGCACUGUCCCGGGCGAUUUAUUGCCAAGCAAGUUGUAGUUCUCUUCAUUGCGACGGUGUUGAGAGACUAUAGCAUUGAACCUGUCAGUGAGAAGUUCGAGUCGGGAUCAGAAGCAGAAAUGCGGUGGAAGGUACCUGAGGAACCUAAGGAGCAUGCUGGUGCUGCAGGGAUAUCGAAUCCGAAUGAUGAUUUUCUCGUAAGGGUCACCAGGAGAUAUACUUAAGGUGAAUGCCCCUGAUUUGGACGGAUGAAGAUCAUUCUUGGGGAAAGGUUACGUGUACUUGUCCGGAUAGACAACGAGGCUGGAUGAAAAGUGUUGCUAAGCGAAAGGCAUGUCAACAAACAGAUGCGGUCUAUUUC
Messenger RNA from Cadophora gregata, 1769 nucleotides. RefSeq lists its product as uncharacterized. Bases 1 to 1632 code for a protein of 543 amino acids. The transcript has 2 exons. The record is from RefSeq and is a predicted model, not a curated record. Lineage: Eukaryota; Fungi; Ascomycota; Leotiomycetes; Helotiales; Ploettnerulaceae. Gene Ontology annotation, molecular function: heme binding; iron ion binding; steroid hydroxylase activity.